Phoenix dactylifera (date palm) is the source of this 2433-nucleotide messenger RNA. Its product is annotated as cullin-1-like. The record is from RefSeq and is a predicted model, not a curated record. Gene Ontology annotation, cellular component: cullin-RING ubiquitin ligase complex. Gene Ontology annotation, biological process: ubiquitin-dependent protein catabolic process. Gene Ontology annotation, molecular function: ubiquitin protein ligase binding. NCBI's taxonomy places the organism in Eukaryota, Viridiplantae, Streptophyta, Magnoliopsida, Arecales, Arecaceae.
AUGGCAAGCAAUUUGGAUGCAAAGUUUGAUUCUCCUGUCAAGAAGAAGAAGAAUAAAGCCUCCGGUUCCAGCCUCAAAGUUGGACUAACACCAUCUGAGAUAUCACCCUCUAUUGAUGGCUACUUAACUACAACCAAGGUCCAGGAAAUGAUUCAACAGGCAGUAUCUAGUCAUGGUAACACUGCUGCUACUGCCUCCGCCUUCCAACUACUUCAAAUGUCUACGGAGAUUGUUGAGUUAGAACAAGGAUUGGGUUUAGUGAACACAGGGACUGCCAAGGUGCUCGCCAUUCUCGAGGGCGACCAAUCCGUGUCGUUGAGUUCCGAGCAGUACAUGAAUCUCUUCACGGUUGCCUUUAAUAUGUGUACUCAGAACGGACCGAACAAUUAUGCCGAAGAACUCUACAAUAACUACAGGAGAGUUGUUGAAGAAUAUCUCAUGGAUAGGGUAUUUCCGUCAUUAAAUGAGAAGCAUGAUGUGCAUCUACUGAAAGAGCUUUCCGAAAGGUGGUCAAAACACCUUGUAAUGCUCAGAUGGCUGUCGCGCUUCUUCGGUUAUCUUGACCGUUUCUUUGUCCCUCGAAAAUAUCUUCCUUCUUUGCAAGAGCUUGGUGUGACAUGCUUCCGUGAAUUGGUAUACUUUCAGAUAUGUGGUAGAGUCAAAGAUCAUAUUCUCGAAGUGAUUUCUCAAGAGCGUGAAGGGGAGAAGGUUGAUCGUGCUUUACUGAACAACAUUAUGCAAAUUUUUGUAGCCAUUGGGCAUGGCCAGAUGUUAUUUUAUGAGAAUGAUUUGGAGGCAGCAGUGCUUAAUAGUACAGCUAAUUACUAUCGCAAUAUCGCCAGAAAUCUUAUUACAGAGCACAGUUUCCCAGAAUAUAUGAUAAUGGCUGAGCAGUAUUUGAAGCUAGAGCAUGAUAGGGCUUCUAGUUACUUGCAUAAAGACACUAAACCAAAGCUGAUGGAGAUAGUACAAAAGGAGCUGCUGCUUUCACAAGAAAAUGAACUACUUGAGAAGGAACACUCUGGACUGCAUGUCUUGCUGCGAGAUGGCAAGGUUGAAGAUCUUAAAAGGAUGUAUGAGCUCUUUCAUUGCAUUGAUGGGGGUCUGGAUCCAAUUAUAUCAAUGUUUAAGCAGCAUAUUGUUUCUAAAGGGAAGUAUUUAGUCCAACAAUCUGAAGAUGCUGCUCACAAGGUGGAUAACCUCGACUCAGCUGGUCAAAGGGUUUUCAUGAAAAGGGUUAUUGAACUUUAUAAUGAGCAUCUAGGCUAUAUCACAACGUGUUUUAAUGGAAACAAUCAACUCUGCGAGGCACUUAGAGAACCAGUCGAAGUGUUCUGCAGCAAGAUGAUUGCUGGCGCAUCUGUUGCUGAGUUGCUGGCUGUCCAUGCUGAUGAUAUUCUUAAAAAGGGUGGUGAGAGUGAAAAAAUGAAUGAGGAAGCUGUUGAAGAGGCACUUGAUGAGAUCGUGCAGCUUCUUGUUUGCAUCCAUGACAAAGAUCUCUUUGCUGAAUUUUAUAGAAAGAAACUUGCUCGCAGAUUCUUUUGUGAUAGGAUCGCCAAUCAUGAACAUGAAAAUUAUAUCUUGUCAAAACUGAAGCACCAAUUUGGUUGCAAUUUCACUUCAAAUAUGGAGAGAAUGAUGACAGAUAUGACAUUGGCAACGGAGAACCAAGUUGAAUUUGCGAAGUAUUUGCAGAGCAACCCUCAGGAAAAUCUGUGCUUCGACUUGGUUGUCAAUGUACUGGCAACUGGGCUUUGGCCAAAUUAUAAGACAAUUGAUCUGCACCUUCCUGAAGAAAUGGCUAAUGCUGUUGAGGUUUACAAGAGGUACUACUCUUCAAGAACUAGCCGUCGGAAUCUUACUUGGAUGUUUUCUCUGGGAACUUGUACCAUGGUAGGCAGGUUUGACGCAAAACCAAUGGAUCUCAUAGUCGCACCACAUCAGGCAGUUCUCCUGAUGCUCUUCAACACCUCAGAAAGAUUAUGUUACACGGAAAUAACAGAACAACUGCAGUUGCCCGACGAGGAUGUGGUUAGACUACUGCACUCUCUAUCAUGUGCCAAACACAAAAUACUGCUCAAAGAACCAAACGAUAGAAGCAUCUCUAGAAAUGACAUCUUUGAGUUCAACUCCAGGUUCACCGACAGGAUGAGGCGGAUCAAGAUUCCUCUUCCUUCUGCUGAUGAGAAGAAAAGGAUACAAGAAGAUGUCGUCAAAGACCGACGAUUUGCUAUUGAUGCUGCACUUGUGAGAAUCAUGAAGAGUAGGAAGGUCAUGGGUUACCAGCAGCUUUUGGGGGAGUGCUUACAGCAACUCAGUCACGCAUUCAAGCCGGAUGUCAAGGUGGUUAAGAGACGGAUUGAAGAACUGAUCGGACGGGAGUACAUGCAAAGGGACAAGGAUGAUGCAAAUGUCUUUUAUUAUGUGGCUUAA